Messenger RNA from Diabrotica balteata, 3501 nucleotides. Lineage: Eukaryota; Metazoa; Arthropoda; Insecta; Coleoptera; Chrysomelidae. The record is from the annotation of a GenBank genome assembly.
GACGUAAGAAAGAAGUCACAUAACCAACAAUAAUGAUUUAUUUUAUCAGUAAACAUUAAUAUUAAAAUGAUAAAUGAAAAAUAUGACAAUUUAUUUGCUAGGAAUAUUAAGUGCCUUUUUAUUUUUUUAUGGCUUUUUUCCAAUAUCUACCCGCUCCAACAAUAUUAACAAUAUACCUCCUAGCAAAAUAAAUAAUGUCUCUUUAAAACAACAUUAUUUUUACAACCAAUCUACUUUUAAAAAGACUGUUCUGAUAGUUAUAGAUGCAUUAAGAUUAGAUUUUGUAGAUACAAAAUACAUGCCAUUAACAACAAAUUUAUUACAGGAAAAUGGUUGUUCCAAUGAAAUUAAAGUCGAAAUACCAACAGUUACCCUCCCUCGUAUUAAAGCUCUUACUGUAGGAAACAUACCACAGUUUAUAGAUUUGGUUUUAAAUCUAGCAAGUACAGAAAGUUUAUCAGAUAGUAUAAUUCAUUCUGCUUAUGAAAAUGGAAAAAAUAUUGUUUUUUACGGGGAUGAUACAUGGUUGAAACUUUUUCCUAAUAAAUUUUCUCGGCAUGAAGGUGUUAGUUCCUUCUUUGUUAGAGAUUUUACAGAAGUAGAUUUAAAUGUCACAAGAAAUGUUCAUGCUGAACUUAAAAAUGAUGACUGGGAUAUUAUGAUAUUACACUAUUUAGGUUUGGAUCACAUUGGACACGUCUAUGGACCAUUUUCUUCCUUGGUACCUACUAAACUUAACGAAAUGGAUAACAUUAUUCAUACAGUUUUUGAAAAACUAUCUUCAAAAGGUGAAGAAGUACUCCUGAUGGUUACAGGUGAUCAUGGCAUGAAAGAUAGUGGAGGUCAUGGGGGCUCUACCUAUUCUGAAACACAUGUUCCUUUAGUAAUUGUUGGUCAUCACUGUGAGAACACAUUCCUAUCCCAAAGUGACAUUCCUGUUAAUUUGGCAGUAUUAAUGGGUGUAAAAAUACCAUCUUCCUCAAUUGGAAAAGUACAUAGGAAACUACUUCAAACUAAUGAAGACAAAUAUCUUUAUGAUCUAUAUUAUAACAGUAUUAUUCUUCAACAAAAAGAGUCUUGUUGCCAUGAUCUAUUUGAUGAGGCAUCUAGUCAUUAUAUUAAAUAUCUUAAUAAUAAUACUGAUUCUAUUUCUACCUUAAAAGCUAUAGAAUUAUAUGAAAAGUUUUUAGAAAAAAUAAAUGAUAAUCUUGCAAAUGGUUCUAUAAAACAGAAAUUAUCAUCACUAUUUAUUGCCCUUUCUGUAUUACUAAAUGUUAUAGUAAUUAUUUAUUCACAGAUACUUUCCAAACAAAACAAAAAGUACUUAUUAUUUCAAAAAAUUGUUAUGCUAGCUAUUAUUGUUGUCCAAUUUAAUAUACCUGAGCAUUUGUUAGUAUUCUCUGUCAUGAUUUCUAUAUUAAUUAUAAUACUAUUUAGCAAUAUCUAUUUUUUAAUACCAUUUAAUUUUCAUUUAACUUUCAGCUACUUAAAUUUCUUUAUUUUUAUAAGUAUUCUGCACCCUUUAACCUUUAUUUCUUCCAGUUAUGUUGAGGAAGAACAUCAAUACUGGUAUUUCUUUAACACAUUAUUCAUAUUUUUCAACUGUGUUACAUUUUCUAAAAUGAAAAGCAAAUAUGACAUUUUAACUACAGUUGUAUGUUUAGCAAUGUUCAGAUUUUUAAGAAGAAUGAACUCUACUGGGGACAAGUGGGCAAUGUAUCCUGAUCUGUCAGGAUGGUUGCUAAAGGAUGAGAACUACUUCUAUUAUCAAUUACUAUUUUUAGUUGGAUUGGUAUCAGUUUUAGUUGCCCAGUAUGUUUUGCUAUUACCUAAAAGGCCAUGGUUUAUUCAUUUUAUAAGCAUCGCAACUCUGUGUUUAAUAUUUAUAUACAAACAGAGAGAAACAAGUGUAACUUUGGGCAGAAUUGUGUGGUUUCUUGUGUUUGUUCAGUUAAUUAUGACAUAUAAUUCGUCAAAAAUAAUUCCAUGGAUCCUAAUUGCCACAUUACUUUUGAAACCAUACAAUGUAAUACUAGUACCUUAUUGUGUUCUAUGCAGUUUAUAUUUUUCGAAGCAUUUGAGUAGUACACAAGAUAUGGUAUUAUAUCAUACAAUACUUGCAAAUAUGUUGUAUUUCACUCAAGGACACAGCAACAGCCUAGCUAGUGUUGAUGUUUCAGUUGGAUACAUUGGAUUAUCUGAGUAUCAGCCAAUUUUUGUAAUAGCACAAGUCUUAUGUCACAUACAAACUUUUCCAGUCCUCUGUCACUUGUUAAUCUUUAAUAAUAAACAUAUUAAACAAGGAGAAGUUUGGAAUGUACUGUUUUGUAACAAGCUGUAUGUUUAUUUGGUGACUUGCAUAGUUACUUUUCUUUUUAGACAUCAUUUAUUCAUUUGGUCUGUUUUUGCACCUAAACUAUUUAUAGAAUUUGUGCAUAUUUUGUUUUUAUGCAUUGAAUACCUAUUAGUACAGAUAUGUGCUAUGGCACAUAUUAGUAUUGGACUUAAUAAUUUCUUGUAUAGAACAAAAAUUGUAUUUUUUAAAAAACCUACUGUUUAUUAAAACUGUUAAAAACUUAAGUUGUAUUUUGUCUAAAAGCUGCAAUAUGAAUUGUUGAACAUAUUUUCUGUGGUAAUUUUUAUAUUAUUUCUUACUGGCCGAUAUUUUUUUACUGUUAAUUCAUUCUAUUAAUCUUUUCGAUCCUCAUAUUACAUUUUUAAAUAUUACUUUAGCAGUUAAUAUUUUUACCUCUUUCCAGAUUCUCACAGACUAUGUUGUUUUUAGAUGUUAACAAUUAAAGUUUUAUAGCAUACAACUUUAUUUAUCAUUUUAAAAUGGUUCUAUCACAUAAAGUAGUACACUUUUCAUAUAAUUAUUUAAUAUUUGUCCCAAUUAUCAAUAUUUCAUUAGUACAUCCAUAUUCUCUUUCAAGUAAAAUAUUUAUUUACUCUCUUUUUAUUAAUUCUACAUCAUGUUCUAGACUAUGGUGGAUUAGUAGUGAAAUAUUAUAGUAAUUUGAACAGUCUACCUUAAGUAUAUCAAUAAAUAUUGGCCAAAUUCCUUUGCAUAUUACCAAAGAAUAUAGACCCAUAUAGAAGGAUCUUUCACUGUUCUUUUUGAGCGUCAUCAAAGGUUGAUCGCAUGUUAUGAAAAAGAAUAAGAGGUGGAUCAAGAUUUUAGUACCACUAGGGAGCGGUCAUGUCAGCGCUAUUAUUGCUUCUAAAAUAUGAAAGAGUGGGGCAACAAAUGCAACUUUAGAUAUUUUUAUAUGUAGACAUUGUAGAUCAUCUACAGUAGAUGCUCGCAAUGGUCCAUAGAAUAGGAUUAAAUUUUUGCGUUUUAUAAAUUUUUUUAAAGAAAAUAAUUUUCUUGUAACUUUUAAUAAAUGAAUCUUUUUAGAAAAAAUAUGAUUCAAAUUUUUAAUUGAAAUAUGUCCAAAUGUACAAAUAAUAUAAUUAAAACUAUCUUCUUAUAAGCUAUAAAUAAAAUUAAUUAAAAGU